Messenger RNA from Ceratotherium simum simum (southern white rhinoceros), 7131 nucleotides. It is a transcript of the gene ICE1, whose product is annotated as interactor of little elongation complex ELL subunit 1. NCBI's taxonomy places the organism in Eukaryota, Metazoa, Chordata, Mammalia, Perissodactyla, Rhinocerotidae. The record is from RefSeq and is a predicted model, not a curated record.
GUCGCGCUCGGGGGCCGCGCCGGGUAGUGCUUCUCUCUGGUGCCCGAGGCGGCUCUGGCUCCGAGAGCCUUCGGCAGCUCCACGGGGACUUCUGUGCACGGAUGGACCCGCCCGGACUCGGCGGGAAGCGGCCUGGCAGGCGGCGGCCCCGGCGGCGUCAGCAGAGGCAGGACAGGGCCGAGGCCGCCGGUCCCUGAGGCGUGCGGGCCCAGCGGGCCCGGCGGCGGCACCAUGAUGCCGGGCGAGACCCACUCGGCAGCGCCCGGGACGGCGGCGGACCUCUCCCGGUGCCAGGGCUGCGCCUCCCUGCAGCAGAAUUUAAAUGAAUAUGUCGAAGCAUUAAUUACCUUGAAGCAAAAAAUUAUUAAUACAGAUAAUUUGUUAACAGAAUAUCAGAAGAAAUGUGAUGAGCUGCAGUUUGCGAGAAGAGAGAAUAGUACUCUGCAUCACCAAGUGGAACAGAUGCUUCAAAAAAUUUCUCCUCUGCAGAAAUGUCAGGAAGAACUGGGAUCUUUAAAAGCAGAGUUAGAAGAGAAAAAGAGUUCUCUAAAGUUGUAUCAAGAUACUCAUCAGGAAUAUACUCGUGUAAAAGAAGAAUGCUUGAAGACUGAUGCUCAGAAGAAGAAACUAGAAGCCAAGGUGAAGAAGCUGGAAGAGGCUGCCGUCAAGCAAACUCAGGACUUCAAGCAACUGAAGAAUGAAAAGAAAAUACUUGAAAAGGAAUUUAAGAAGACACAGGAAAGGCUUGAUGAAUUUUCUAAACAGAAAAAUGAAAAGGAGUUGAGACACAUUGGAACACAAAUUUCAAGUGAUUCUUAUGGAAGCAUAGAUAAAAGAAAAGUAAAACUACUUCUCAAGGAACUUUGGCUCUGUAUAAACACAACACACAGACUACCUGGUGAAGGCAGCAGGUGUGUCCCAGAAAAACUUGCCAAAGAAAACCCCACCUCCAGAGAGUCUAGGGAAGAUGGCAUUUCCCCUCCAGUAGGAGGCAGUCCUCUCAGAGCCUCAGCGGUGCAGACCUGCUUGGCAGAACUGUCCAUGGAGAUAGAGAGCAACUUCUCAGCGUGUAAAAAUGUGGGAAAAGAGGGGCCUGGUGGGGCAGUUUACCGUAAUGACCGUGUUUUGAAUGAGGACCAGAAUCCUGAGGUUUUAAUGCAGAGGAAUGAUGACGACAGUACUGACUUUUCUGAUCCUGAUCAUUUUUUUGAUGAAGAUCUUCAAGCUGCAGUUGAUUUCUUCAAACUCCCCCCUCCUCUUCUGUCUCCAGUGCCAUCACCCCCUCUGGUGUCCUUACCACACCUGGGCGCAUUACCUUCUUCGCUAGCACCUGAAACCUACUUUGGAGAGUAUACAGAUUCCAGUGAUAAUGACUCGGCCCAGCAUAGAAAUUCUGCCAAGUCUGUUUCAGAAGAUGAAACACCUGAAUCACAGGAUUGUUUUGGCUCACCUAGAAAAACUGAAGGAAGUGGUACCCGGGAGGAGAUGCUCAAGUCACAUGAAGCCACCCAAACUCUAAGUACAUUUGAAGUAAAUGAAGUGACGGCUGUUGGGUUCGGGACAUUUACAGCAACACUGAGAGAACCUUCAACCACAUACUCCUUAGCUCAUGAGAAACACUGGACAGUGUCAUCUGAAUUCAUGAAUGAUAGAAAAAGAGGCAUUUUAGAUGAGGCAAAAAGACAGAGAGAGGUUAGGGAGAUGGAUAAGUCAGUGCAAACUGAGAACACACUUCACAAACCCACCAGAAGUGUGAGUGUUGAGAAGUUGUCUGGCAGCCUGGUACAAGAGAGGGAGGCGGCCCCUAAGAAGUCAGAUGUGUGCUAUUCUCCCCUUGUCAAGAUGCCAUUAAAUGAGCUCACGGAAUAUGAAGGAAAAACUCGAUCAUCCAAAAUGGUAGGAUCACCCACAUCAGACUUUACUAGGUGUACACUAACUAAUGAAAUCACUUCUGAGUUAGGUCAUAUAUCAGUUUCUGACCAUUUUCAGGGACUAUCUGGAGGAUUGGAAAAGGAAAGAGACAAUAUGCAAGGGUUCAUUUUAGGAGAAUCACCUGAAUCAGAAGAAGAGGCAGGUCAUGCAAUGGAGGGACCAGGGCUUGAUGUUGAAGCCAAGUUUUCUUCCUCGUCUACCUCAGAAGCCUUGUCUGUCUGCAGUAAUUCCCAGUCUUCCUCUGGGUUUGAGUAUGGUAAUGAUACACGUGUUCCUACUAAAGUCAUCCCAGCUGAACUGCAUUCAGAACAAAAGUUGCAAGCUAAAACUUUACACAGGUUAUAUCUGCAGUCUGAGCCACCGGAGUGUUCUACAGGAGAAAAAGAUCUGGAGACUAGCUUCCGUGCUUUGAGCCCUAUAUUGGGAGCAUCUAAUUUUAACAGUCAGAGUGGCAGUGAGGUAGAAUGUACAAAAAUUGUAAAAGGCAUCACCAAAGUCUGUUCACUUCCUCAGUCAAUAUUUAUGAAAGCUACAAAAGAUGGACAAUGUGAAAGUCAAGAUCCAAGAAUUGAGCUCACCCUAAGUCAGUCAGAUUUCACAUCAUUAGUGGAGUCUCGGUCUGGCUUGAUCAAGAGUGGUUUUGGUUUUGUUAAAAGCACGUCAUGGCACCACAGUGAUCUGUUAAGGAGAGGUGGCGAAGAAAGGCUGAGAGCUAAAUCAGAACAUGAACAAAAGGCCAACUAUCAGUUACAACAGGCAACGCUGUCCUUAGAAAAUAGAGGAUCCACAUCCACGCCUGAACUUGCUGGAGGAAGUAAUAAUGCUGUGGGACUCAAGGCUGCUGCGUCAUUGUUACCUAACCAAGUAUCAGUUAUCACCAAGCAGGCCAGACCUGAAACGGUGACAAGUGCUAGAUCAGGACACUUGAGACCACAUAGGAAUGAGCCUGCCUUAGCUACAGGAAAUGUGGAUAAUGGGACAGGUCACGAGUCAUCUAUAGGAAGAUGUGGUGGGGAAAGAGAGGACACAACAUGGAAAACCAAAGAGGCGGCUGCUGCAAAAAGGGCUUCACCAGAGGUUCCCACCUCUUGGAGAAAAUUGGAUUUUGAUUCUCCAAGUGGUUCUUUACCAGUAGGAGAUUCUUGUUCCACAAACAGUAAAUUAUCUUUCUCUUCUGACAACGUCCCGAUCCAAAACCGAGAAGUUGUGACAGAAGCUGCAGUGCACGAUGAGGUCCAGCAGGGUCCCUGUCUUCAUGCCACAAAUCCGGCCUUGACUGGGGUCAAUGCGGAUAAACUUCUGCCAGCCACAGCAGUGCCAGUGUCAGGAGGUUUUCCUGUUGAGGAAAUGUCCUGUGGCGACACAGUCGGAUCUGGUGGUGAGGCCCUGGCCAUUUCAGAGGACUCUCCUAGUGCACAGCAAAGCCCAAAGGAGCCUCUGGAGCUGCCAUCUCAAACUCCUGGCAGUGCUUCUGAAGCUUUGGGCACCACGGGGCCUGCUUUUUCAUCAGUGACUGGCAGAAAAGAUGAAGAGACACGUGUUCUCCCCCAGAGUAGCCUUCCUGGUAAUCUGUAUUGUUACACGGGCAUUCGGGAGGCAGCGGGUGGCGACACUGAGGUAGAGGAGAGUGAGGCACCUAGCUGCAGUGAGGGCGAAAAUGAGCCUGAAGCUGUGAUGGGGAAUGGACAGCAAGGCGCUGUGGAUGCCUCUGGAAAAGAUGCAGGAGCUGUGGAUGCUGGUGUGGCUGAGACCAGACCUUCCAUAGAGGUGGGGUAUCUGACCUCGGCUCUGCAGGAUUUUAACAUCAGUACUUUUUCUGAGAUAGACACACUUUCCACAUCAGAGGUCGUUAUGUUUCUUGAAAGUUGUCAGUUAAGAGAUUAUAGUUCAGGGGACUCUGUUUCAGAAUGUUCUAGCAAAGGAACCCUAAAUAAAGACAAGAACAAAGACUUAAGGCAAAGUGAAAUAUUAGGAGAAAAGUACAGAAAGCUACUCUGUGAAGAAGAAACACUUGAAACCUCCGAAGAGUGGAUGGAAUCAGAGGAAGAUGAUUGUCCUUUAAGGGACACGAGUCAGCUCACGCAGUGUUCUUUGGAAACCCUGUCUGAGGUGCUCACCAAGAUUGGACAGGAACUUCAGACCAACCAUGAUGACUCCAAUGGAGAAGAUGCUGGUAAUUUACUGCUCUUAGAUGUCCAUGACAGCAUGACAAGGGAAGAUGUAAAAGAACAAGUCCCACCUCAGGAAACAGCUGGCUCCUCAUCAGCCGCUUCAGAUGCACCCCCACCAACAGCCUGCUUGGACGCCCAGGGCAGUUCUCCCUCUAGUGGUAGAUCCAAUAAUGAAAACACUGAAGGCAGACCUGAGGGUAACUUGGAUGGGAGCAAGCCGAUGGACAGUGGGGAAGAGGGCAUGUCAGAACCAGCAGAGCCCUCACCCUGCUGCUCCGACUCAGGAGCAGGACAGACAGCCACACACAGUGCUGAUUGUGAGGCAGAAGCGACGUUUCAGUGUCAGAUAGCUACAGUGACCUCCGAAGUUAUAAAUGUGCUAAUAAAUAAGGAUCAAAAGCUAGUCAUUGAGAAUGGAGACAACUGGACCAUCAUAAAUGGGGUAGCUCUCAUGCCAAACGUGGACCAGGUUAUACUGUGUGGUGCUCCAGGAGACGUGCCUGUUUCCCCGGGUGGAGGCGGGCAGGGAGCUGGUUGCAUUUCAGUUACUUCUUUGGAGAAGUCCCCAGAGACCAGUCACCCUGGCCCUCCAUUUGAGGAGCCCCAGUGUGGCAGUAACCUUGCGUGUACCCAAGAGGACAUUUCAAGCAGUGGUCAGAGUACCAACUUUGAUAAAAGUCGUUUACGAAAUAGACCUGUUAAACCUAGCGUGAGGAUUAGUUCUCAAAUAUAUGAUCAAAACUUUGAGUCUCCGAUUGUUGCAUCUGAUCACACUUACUAUAACUCGAAGCUAGAGCCAUUUGGCAAAUAUAAGAAUCGAUCAAAGGUUUCAAACAAGGAUCAAUCAAACAAACUGGUAAAGACUUUAGCAUCUAGCCGAGUUGAAACAAAUCAGAGUGAAGUUUCUCAGUCAUUUUCAGGGGAAAGAGGUAACGCAAAAACGCAGAGAAAUCAAACUCAGACCAUUCUAGCCAACGCUGACACAUCUACUCCUACAGAUUGUUCUGCUGACACGCUGAGUAAGAUACGGCAGGAGGUGGGGCCUCCUCUGCCCCCCUUGCUUGCUCCUUUGAUAGCUACGCCUCCAAGGACUUCACAACCAGUUUCUCCUCUGAUAUCAAGUUCCAGUCCCUCCUCACCCACCUCUCCUGUUGGCCAGAUCUCUCCGUUGUGUGAAAUCCCAGUGCCUCCUAUGAUGUCGCCUUUACCAGAAGAUCCGGGGCGCUCCUCUCUUCCGUGCACAUCUCCGUCCCCGUCCGCUGCACCAGCAGGUGAGAGGAUAUUGUCAUCUCCUUUGCAGUUUUGUGCUGCAACCCCAAAGCAUGCGCUUCCCGUGCCUGGCCGCCUCCCCCCCUUUGCAUCAACCCAUACUGCUGUGGCAGGGCCCCAGGAGAAUUCCGUUAAAAUCCUUGACACCAUGUACCCAGAGUUAUCUGCCAGGGCCCGCACCCUCAACAUCCUCAAAGGGAAUAUUCAGCUUACUCGAAGUCGGCCUGCUGACUGUAAGCAUUUACCAGGGCCUGUCAGCGCUAUAACAGGAUUCAAAACAAUCACGUCAACAUCAACCGCCUUUGUUAAAACAGGUAGCAACUCUGGUGGUGACUGUAACCAAGAGAAGUCAAGAGAUUCAGGGGCUCAACAGGAUUCAAGUGGGAAAAGGACGUUGUCAGUGUCUACCUUGAGGAGUGCUAAAAGAUUGCGCCUGGACAGCGGGUCCCCAGAACCAGAAACCGGGAGCACCCCCACAAAAGGAGUCAACAGGACCCUCCACAGGAAUCUCCCUCCAGCUGAAGUUGUAACGACACAGCAGGAAAGAAGUUCUGUUCCGACUGUAAACACAGUUUCACAGUUGCCUGUAAACGCCAAAGACACUGUGGAGUCCCACGAUAAAGCCAUAGCUGAUGCACUGAAGAAGAUCUCAGAGUCAUCUUUUGAUCUUUUACCCGUCAUUCGUAGUCACGUAUAUGUGGGAAAUAUCUCCAAAAAGCCUGUAAUGAGAGAUCAAGAGAAAGAAGUUGUUUAUGAAUUUAGCACAACAAAGAAGCAUUUAGCAGAGUGCUUGCUUCAUUCGGUUCUCUCAGAACUGAAAGUUCAGAAGACAUCUCUGGAGCACAGUUACAUUCAUGCCCUCUGCAGAGUGUAUGUGGGUGUCUGUCGGCAGCUCGGAGACUUGGAAAGAGCUCGCUUGUUUUGCUACAGCCUGCUUAAGGAAGACUUUCCAGAGUCUGAAAAAUUGACUUUGUUCAUUGCAAACAUGUGGCAUGAUGUGUUUAUCUCUCAAUCGGUGAUUAAUAAAGCCAUGCAGUUAGUUGCCAGGCAGCGUGCUAAAGGAGAGGUUCUGAACUGUUUGAGAGCUUUUCUCAAUUGGGAAAAGAAUGCUCCUGUAGAUGUUGGCUUCAUGGUUUCUAAGCUGCUUUUGACCAUACAGUUAUGUCCAAACACAGAAUUUCAGUCCAGUGAACAAUUUGGUGAAGAUCUAAGUGAAAACACUUGGGAGUAUGUACUCGCCAUUGAUCUGCUCUGCUGCCAUCAGAAGUGGGUCUGGACACAUGAUCACAUCAUAAGUAAGGAGCUGUGGCCUGUCAUGGAUAAGUGGAUAAAGUACAGAAAGGGACAUGCAAACAUCGCACACACUCCUGAUGUUAUCAUUGCUUCAGUCCUGAGGCUGAUUGGUCGCUUGGGCCAAUUGGGUUUGAAGGAAGGGUUUCCAUCUGCUGUGAAAAAUAUUAGUUCGGUUAUUGGUAUGUUUAUACAACAUGCCCAGGAUGAAGAUAUACCAUGGGGUAUACAGCUAGCAGCUGUGUACGCUCUUUGUGACUUGAGUCCCAGCAAUCCAGCGGAAAUAUCCAAGAUCCUAGAAGCUUGGCGCAGAGAGACCUCUCACAGUGUUCCUUCUGCAGUGGUCAGCGCCCUAGAGGAAGUCAGCGCUUUGUGCGCAGAGGAGCUCGGCUAGGCCACGAUGCAUCAGUGCGUCUAGAGAAGUGCCUUUCCAUCUCUCCAGGAUAAGUAGGUUAUAGACCGAGGUUUC